UCAUAUCUCAGCCAGCGAGCUGCGUAUCUCCACAUAAGCGUUCUGCGACUGCCUCCGCAGCUCGCUCUGCGACAGACGCGCAGCGGGCCGAGGCUCGUCACCCACGAGAGACCUGGGCGAGUCCUCAUCCAUGUCGGUCAGGUUGUCCCCGACCUUGCCCUCCUCGUGCUGUCUCUGGUCGCCUUCAUGGGUGGUCUCGGUCAACUGGUUCUUGCCUCUUCGUCUCCUUCUUUGUCUGAUGGCGAAUGGGAACUCCACUAGCGAGGGGACGAGCAGGAUGAUGGGAUCCAGCAUGGGGGUGUAUUUGGUGAAGAUCAGGAUGGCCGUCACGCCGAGGAUCUGCAGGCCCGGGAUGAUCAGCAGCCUGCGCAUUUGAAGGCGGACACACACGAGAAGGGUGAGACUCGUGUCUCGGGUGAGCCAUUUUGCUGAGUGUUUGCGGCCGCCUGACCUGUAUGAAAGUCCGAGUGACGACGCCCAGAUCCACUUGCCCACCAACGUGGGCUUCUCGCCCUGCAAACAUUCAUCCAUCCAUGCAGUCCCAUUGUGUCUCUCUGUUUUUGUGUGUGUCUCCUGCAUGUAUGCUGACCAUAACAAAGAUGAGCAGCCAGGUGACGGCCCCGAGGUUGGACAGCGUCCAGGUCACCCACCCCGCGAUAUCCAUGGCGUCCCACGCCUGCAUCUGGAACUUCUUUUCACCGGGCAGCAGGUCGUCCUCUAUCACAAACUUGGUGAAGAGCGCGUACAGAACCACCGGAAAAAUGAGUGACAGCACGAGGGCCCACAGGCUGACGAACACCGACGGGAGCCCCGGCAUGUAUGGAAUGGAGGGGGACGAGCAGAGGUCGGUCAGGUGGGCUAGGGGGGAGAAUACGUCGUCGACAUGGGCUGCGAGGGCACACUUGUGGUGGAAGAAGAGGGACGCAUACAGGAGGAUGCCGAUCAGGGAGGCCUCCAGCACGGCGAACCGCUGCGAACGGGUGAUGAAGGGAUUGUAUGCCAGCCUUCAAUGGAGGAAUGCAAGGGACAGCAGCGGCAUUGUCCGUGUCUCCCUUCCUCACUCUGUGUGUCUCAAGGGUGCUUACACUUUCAGCAGUGGGUGGUCUCGUCUCACAACACGGCUGAAGAUCCUCAUGUUGGGCCACCGCUGGUACUUCAGCCGGCCCGCAAUCGCCUUGGCCUGACCAUAUCAAUGGGGACAUUACUGAGCGUUCAUUCAGCGUGUCCGCCUGACUCUUCAACCUGCAUGGUCUGCGCCACGAAUGUGUCGCUUCUCGGCGGUCCGUCUGUGGUGGAUGUGGCUGAUCGCUGUGUGAUGUCUCCCGUGUUGGUGGAAUCCAUCUCCAUCGUGGCCAGCCGGGGCACGUCCUUGUCGUCCGUGAGAGCCUGCUCGAUCGCCUUCUUCAGAUGGCCAACCACACGAGCGAAGCCAUCGGCAGAGAGGCCAUCCAGGAAUGUUAUCUGACAGACAGAGACACGGGUGUCAGAUGCGUGAGAGAGUGUGUGAGGUGAAACAGGGCUGGACUCACUUUCACGUCGUCGCCGUCUUUGAAUUUGAGAUACACCGACGACAGGCCGCUGCUCUCGCCCUUCUCGAUGCGCACGUCCUCGACAUCUUCCAGGAAGUGGCCGUGGAUAAGGCGCUUGCCUGCAUCCUCCUCAGCCGUCGGCUCUUCGCCAGGGACCAUCUCUGAGACAUCCACCUUCUCGGUGUUCAACACCUGCGCGCAAACGCAACAUCAUGCUUCCGUCCCUAUGAGUGCGUGCGGUGUGUGCGUGUGUGUGUGUGUGUGUGCGUCUCAGCAGUGUCUCAGCACGCACCAGCCCGUCGUGGGUCCACCAGAGGUGUGCUGGCUUGUUGUUGACCAGACCUGAAGGCAGCAGGAAGGAUAUCGGUGCAGGAGCGUGUAGGCAUGAUCGCUUACAGAAGCAUGCUGAGCUCGGGAUCGGCCCCUCAUAAGUGAACCAGCUGGUCUGCUGCUCUGGCGGCCUCUCCUUCUCAUUCCCCCCACUCUCGGCCAGCAGCUGCUUCCACACCUUCAUCGCACUCUUGCGCGCCGUCUUGGCCGAGUACAGGAAGCGUUCCAGCACUGUCAUGCCGCUGGGAACGGUCUGCACGUGCUCGUCCUUCUUGACGUGAGGUGGGGCUAGGUCGAAAAAGUCAUAUAAUUUCGGCCAGAUGGGGAUCUUGGACGACUUGCGUCUUCCGGCGUCUGUCUCUGCGUUGUCCUCUGUGUCUGUGGGCUGGGCCUGCUGAGCGAGGAAGUCCAGGUUCUGCUCCAUGUUGGUGGGUCUCAGCUUCAGCAGCAGUGUGCGCUUCUGGGUGACUUCGUCUCUUCCGUAGAUGGCCAGAACGGGCGGUGCGGACAUCUUCCGUGAUGGCGGCCCCACCGCCUCCUCGUCUUUGUCUUCGUUGCCCUCAGUGAUGCCCCCGAUCUGCUCCUGCAGGAUCAUGUCGAUGGUGUCGAUGUCGAUCACUUUCAGGGGCCCGCUCCAGUCCACCCAGCCACGCCACUGAUAGAGACACAUCCAACCGUCGGCGUCUCUCGUGUACGUAGUCAUGUAUGUAUCUGUGUGUGCAAGGCCGACCUUUCUCUCUCUGAAGUGUGAUGCGGGGUGCAGGCAGAGGUCGCGGCCACUUGCCGACACCCACAUGUAGAAGGCCUCCGACCGCUGAAACUCCGCCAGUGAGUCGACCGGGAUCUCACUCGCGUCCGACUCACGCACGUGGCGAGCAGCGAUUGCCCGGAGGUCGACGUCUUUCAGAUCUUCCUCCAGGCCUUCAAUCACCUCUACGCUCACAGCCGCCGGGGGCGGGAUGGAUGUCUCCUCCUCGAUGAGCUUCUGUAGCCUUACGUGCUCCUUCUCCUGUGCAUUCUCCGUCUGGCUCUGCUCCCGUCUCUGGUAGUCGGUCUUGGCUAGGUCGAUCUGGGCCUGUGUGAGGAGCAUGUCGAGCUGUUCGAGACGCUCCUGCUCUUUCUGCUGCUUCGUCAUGAGGAACCUUUGCCGUCUCGUGCCGUCGUGCACCCGCUGCAGCCGAUUCGUGAUCUUGCCAUACUUCUGCAUCUCGAUCUCUUUCAGGACUAUCAGCUGAAAUGGCGUCACCGAGAGAUCGCCGUCUUUGUCCUCCAGCGAGACGGCAGACGACAUUCGGCUGUCGGUCACGCGAAGCUUCUCGCGCGCCUUUCUGUCGCGGCACGCACGGACGGCUGCGAGCGAUGAGGCCAGUUGCUUCUGCAUGUUGGUGAAGCGGUGCAUGAAGACGCUCUUCUUGCUCCGAGGGAAGCGGUGCAGCGUCACACCCCCCUCGGUCUUCUGGUCGCCGUCUUCCUGUAUGGGUUCGAGAGCGCUUCUGGUGUCGUCGAAGCUCAACAUCGAACGCAUUCUUUCCGUCUCCUCUGUCUGCCACCGCUGCAUGCUCGGUUUCAUCGACGCAGACCGCGCCACAGUCAUUGUCAGGUCCUGGUCGAUGAGCGAGGCCACAUCGGCCUCAUGGUGGGCCAGCAGCAGCCGAUCGUCGCCGCGCUUAUCCGGAGAGAUGUCAUCAUCCCACAUAUCCCACUGCCACGAGGCGUUUUCGUAGUCGUCCUCGAGAGGAUCCAUGUGUUUGGGAUGGCGGUAGUCGAAGACAGGCAUCUCCUUGGUAAGCUGCUGGCCCUCCAUGGCCUGUGUGGGCGACUGGGCGAUCUCUUUGCGCUGUGCGUGUCGGCAUCCCCUGGCCAGCCACUUGAGCAGACUCCAGAGGAGGAAGAGAGGCAGCAAGGGGAACAGAAUUGCUCGACGACGGCUCAGGUAGAUCGGACCGAGAGACACACAGCCCUGUUGGCGAGAGACACGAGACGAGAUGUCUCACUGGUUGUGGCUCCGACAUGCACCAUGGUUACCAGAAGUCUCAUGAAGGGUAUGCAUAUGCAUAUCGGAACGUCGUAGUUGUUCCUCUCCCAUCUGUCCCUGAAGAAGAAUUUAAGCCUGUCUUCCACGGGGACCCAAUCGAGCCGAUCCUGCACACACAGAUGAGGCACCACAUGUACAUGGGCUGCUCUGCUGGUUGGAAUCUCGGCUCGGCUCACCCGCAGCCACAGUGAGAGCACAGGGAACUUGAACAGAAGCGUCGCCGCGAUGGCGUACCAGAAGCCCACGUUUCCUUCCGACACACACCGAGGAAGACAUCAUCACAUACAAUGUGAGUUGGUGAGCUUUGAUUACGACUCACCGGCCAGGAGCAUAUUGAGCAGCACAGUCGUGUCCAACAGUGGUGUCUCCUCCUCCGCUUUGUCCUCGGUCGGCCGCCCCAGCAGCUCUAUCGCCGCAGCGAAGGACGACAGAUGUGUGCACGCACACUGGAUGGCGUGCGGCGUCACAGUCACCUCACAUCCAGCGUCCACAAACGAGUCCGACACCUCGUCGAAGUACAUACAGUAGGCUCUGCUGUGCUCGAGAUCUGACGGCUUCAGGGCCAUGGAAGAGGGCCAGAGAGGGAAAGACAUCAGCACAGGCGCGUCGGAUGUCAGGUUGACGCUGGGCAGCCGAACACCGUCGAUGAAAAUGUCGACAAUAACAAUCUCAUUCAGCACGAAGUCGGCUGGGUUGUCUUUGACCAAGAGUGGGUUCGCAGGAAUGGUGACCACGGUGGCGUGCAUGUUGUGGGGGAUUUGGGAACAGUUCCAUGCAGGUAGCAGGGCGAGACAUGCCGUCGUCAGAGUUGGGAUGGAGAGAGGUGAGAUCAGCACACGACCCUGGCAGCACAGAGAGAUCCAUGACAGGCACAGCGGCUCAGUGCGCCUCCCUGCCUUGUUUGUGUACUCACCCUAUUGAUGCCAUUCCUGACGUCGACGUCGGUGAUUAGCCUCAUGUAGAGCGAGAACUCCCCUGUCCUGUGCCAAAGAGGGAUGGAGUGCUCAUACGCGUAUGUCGUGAUGUUCCUGUAGGCCGAGUCCUGCAAUCACACAGCGAGCACCUCCAUAAAUGCACAGACAACGAAACUGGGCUCUCUCACCAUCAGAGACAUGGCGUCCAUUGCCACAGCGCGUGUUGCGUCGUCAACCAGGGAGUCACCAGACCGCUGAUCAGAGGGGAAGAUCUCGCCCGUGAGUGCCGACAUGCAGGCGGGAAGGUUCCUAAGCAGAAGUGCCGCAUUCUGCCGGGUCGUGGGCUCAAUCAGUUCCGUCAGUUUCGCCAGAUAGUGGAUGCGUGCUGUGUGCAUUAGGGCUUCUCCCGCCAGAUUGGCGAGCCUCUCGGCAGCCUCGCCAAUCAAAAUCUCAUCUUCGUCCCUGUUGGCUGGGAGGGGGUCCUUUGAUAUGCCUGUCAACAGCCCCAGCAUCUCGUCCAGGAGAGUGGCAACUCUAUUUCUCUGGAAAAUGACAAUCGAGGGAUGCUUGAUGAGCGUCUCACACGAAGCGAUCACUGCCGAGGCGAUUUCUGCCGAGUCAUCCGUCUUUUUCAUCUCGUCUAUCAACUCUUCGAUGUCCUCCAGCGUGACAUUGCGGUCAGCCAACGUCACCGCUGCAGAGGGGCAAAGAGAGGGGUUAUGGGCAUCCCAGCGUGGGUCACACAUGGCCACUAUCCGCCAGUCGAGUCCGUCUGUCUCUUCACACUCGAGAAAGCAAGUCGACCCGAGCGAGUCAGUGAGCUUGGAGAUGAUGUGGUAGUCGCCUGCUUGGAGGUGCACGCGGAGAGACGGCUCGAGGCGGUUGAAGGACAGGGUCUGUAUCUUGCUGUCCCCUGUGAUGGGGUAGGUGUCGGUAAGGUAGAGGCUGUAUGUGGAAGCACCGCUGACAGCUGCGGCGGGGUCGACCUCCCACCCAUACUGAUGGAUCAGCGCUGACGACGUGGUAUCUGAUGUCUCCACAUGCAACGAGCCCGCCAGCGGGAAGAGGGCGGCUCGGAUGCUGGUGCUCCACUCGAUGGUCUCAGGCUGGGCGACCUGGUUGAUGAAGUUAAUACGAGACAGCUUCACCUCAUAGAUUCAGGAGGGAUAGAGGUAGCCGGCAGGAAUGACGCCAGUGACAAUGGUGUGCUCGGCCGCUGAUGACGCCUGCUCAUAUGACAUGGUUGAAGGCUGUGCCUCAAUCAACAGCCCUUCAGAUGGGAAAGCCUCGACUUGUGUACGCUUGUAGGUUGUCACUGGGGUGAGUUUCCAUGCCAGUGCCAUGUCUCCCCUCACUUGCAGCGGAACAGAUAUCACCGAUCCGUUGAGCACCACAUCUGCGUGGGGGGACACCGGUCUCUCGAUGCUCCGGUCCAGUUGCCGGAAAGACGUUCAAAGCCGGACCGCGACACGUGCUGCUGCACCGUCACCGCCCCUCCGGCCACAGCGCCCUCCCCCAUCGGCUGACUGGCCUCGACGGCAAAAACAUAAAGACCCUCCCGCAUACCCGCGGUGUCGAGGGAGAAGGACGCCUCUGUGUCGUUGACAGACAUGAGGUCCCUCCUGAAGGCGGCCAUGUCGUCGCUCGGCAAGCUGAUGUGGUCAAUGCAGUCGUGUAGCGGCGCGUCCUGCUUCAGAGACCGCAGCAGCAGGUCAGGCGCUGAGUGGAAGGGCGUUGACCGCAUCGACGACACUGCAAAUGGGCGGCUGAGGGGCGUCCACACGCAGAACCAGUCGACAGUCAGCGGCUCGCCGAUGUGUUGGCUGGGGUGGGUGAUGUCCAUCACCAGCGUGACACUGCUCGAUGGCGAUGGGCGUGCCUGCAGGCGCAGCUGCAGAUGGGGGGCGGGAUACCUGUCCAUCUUGAUCUCAAAGGCGGUCCGACGGGUGCAGUUUGAUGAAGAUAUGUUGGCGUACACGUCAAACACCUGACCGAUGUAGUUGUCGCGGUUGCCGAAGACACCGUUCGUGUCGACUCGCAGCGCAAAUUUGUCCCGAGACAUGUCUUUGGCCGUCAAGUCGAUCACCGACUGCGCAGUGCGUGCGUAUGCUGUCCAAGUCACUUUGGCAUUCUCAUGGUUUGACGACUGGCCAGGAAACGCCCGCAACACCAUCUGGCCUGUCGGCGAGAAUGACAUUGUGCUGUGUGUUGUCCUGACGGAAGGCGCGGCAUCGGCGUGGCAGCACUUGUCCUUCAUCAGCACCACGGACACUUUGGUGCUCGCCGAGACACCGAGGUAGUUUGCUGCCGAUAUCGUCAUCACCAGCAGGCUGUCGUCAAGGCUGUUCUCCACCUCAUGUAUCUUCCGCAAAAGGCAUUGGAAAUCUCCAGUGUGGUGAAUGGGUCCCGCCAGCCUACACACAAGGAUACACACUGCAUACGGGACGCUGUGCUUGGCUUCCGCUUACCGGACGCCUGGCUGAGGGCGUCUGCCAUCUCGAUAGGCAAAGAGCCGCCACUUUCGACACCGAAUAUGUAGAAGACCUGCCGACCACCGCUCGCACCAGUGUAGAUGUCGAUGUGCAGGGGGGGAUCGCCACUGGCCUCAGAGCAUAGCGACACGCUGUCAGGCGCCGUCACUCUCAACGUCGGCACGAGUGUGUCCAUUGCCGCGCCCACAUCAAGUGUCGUCAUGUCCAUGGAGAUUAGUGCCGACCUGAUGGGCGUGUCGCGGGGCUUGAGUGUGGCGUUUUGUCUUGAUAUGGCGAGAAUGCAUCGCUUGUCGGGUGUGGCCCACACACACAGGGGCUUGCUGCCGAAGACUCCUAUGUUCUCGAUGGAUGAGCACAGCUCGCGGUCGAAUGGGGCGGGGAGGAUGGCCUCGAAGCACACCGUGGCUGUUGAAGGCGAAUAAGACGUCUCUGCGCUGGUCAGUCGGGGCGUGGGGUAGGUCAU
This is a messenger RNA of Vitrella brassicaformis, 7763 nucleotides long. The record is from the annotation of a GenBank genome assembly. Lineage: Eukaryota; Vitrellaceae.